Acyrthosiphon pisum (pea aphid) is the source of this 1623-nucleotide messenger RNA. RefSeq lists its product as uncharacterized. Gene Ontology annotation, molecular function: nucleic acid binding. The record is from RefSeq and is a predicted model, not a curated record. Lineage: Eukaryota; Metazoa; Arthropoda; Insecta; Hemiptera; Aphididae. The annotation marks the transcript as partial. The transcript has a single exon. Gene Ontology annotation, biological process: DNA integration.
AUGUUAAUGCAGAGGUUAUGGAAGGAAGGAUAUGAAUGGGACAGUCCCAUAUCGUCAGAACUAGCAUCAGCAUGGGCCCUAUUUGCCUCCGAAUUACCCCUUGUCUCCGGUAUCCGGAUUGCACGUCAUAUCCCGGUUCAAUCAAGUAGCCACGCGCAAUUGAUUGGGUUCUCCGAUGCUUCACUGAAAGGCUACGCCGCGGUCGUAUACCUCCGACUUUUGUAUGUCAACGCGUCACCCACCAUACAUCUUAUUACCGCCAAAUCUAAAGUAGCGCCAUUAAAGUCAGGUCAGGCGGAUGAACUUCUAUCUGUCCCACGGCUGGAGUUGUGUGGCGCGCUGCUGUUGGCACAAGUUCUACAGCGCGUACAAGGGACCAUGGCAUCCGUGGUGACAUUGUCGUCAAUUCACGCGUGGACUGAUUCAACAGUCGUUUUAUCCUGGUUGACGAAUGUGCAAGUACAAUACAAAAUAUUCGUCACCAACAGACUCAACAAGAUCAAGGAACUAAUUCCGACAUGCGAAUGGCACCACGUGGUUACUUCCCAAAAUCCUGCUGAUUGCGUAUCCCGCGGAAUGUUCCCGAAGGAUGCGUUGGACCAUCGUUUGUAUUGGGAUGGUCCUUCAUGGUUGUACGAGCCCAAUGAUGAAUGGUCAUCCGCCACUUUCCAACCUUUAGCUCCCCAUGAGGUACCAGAACAGGCAAGCCACACACUAAGUGCAGUGACACUCGCCACCCAUGUAGAUGACCCCGAGUGGUUCAAAAGAUUUUCUUCAUUGACAAGACUUCAGCGUGUCAUUUCAUACAUGCACCGGUUCAUUGAUCGCGCCCGAAAACGACAGUCAGUACUUGGAUAUAUUCGACAUACCGAACUCGAACGUUCAUUGUUUCUGGUUAUACGGCUGACGCAGGAUCAACAUUUCUCGGCGCUCAGAAAAUCACUCACGUCAGUACCUCCUGAAGCUUCUCCGAUAUCACUCGCUAGACUGUCUCCCUAUAUUGACUCAGAAGGAAUAAUUCGCGUGGGUGGCCGUCUGCGGCACUCCGUACUACACGAUGACGCCAAAAAUCCCAUUUUAUUACCAAAAGUGUGUUCCUUGUCUACACUUUUAAUCCGACACUAUCAUCUGCAAUAUCUUCAUGCCGGCCCACAGCUUAUAUCGUCCUUACUCGUGCAACGAUAUUGGAUCAUGUCAGCCAGGGCCGCUAUCCGUCGCAUAACAUUUAAAUGUAUUAGCUGCACUCGUCAAAAGGCUACCGCGCCCAUACCAAUAAUGGCAGACCUGCCGCCCGCCAGAGUGCGUCCAUCCCGGCCAUUCGCUCACGUGGGGGUGGACUAUGCGGGACCGUUCCUGAUCAAGGAAGGGAGGCGGAAACAAGCACGCUCCGUCAAAGGGUAUCUAGCCUUGUUCGUUUGUAUGGUGAUUAAAGCGGUCCACAUUGAGGUUGUUUCGGACUUGACCACCGACGCGUUCAUUGCUGCAUUACAUAGAUUCGUGUCGCGACGGGGACUCCCGUCAGAUAUAUAUUCAGACUGUGGUACCAAUUUCAAGGGAGCAAAUCGUGAUCUCCAACGUUUGUUUUCUGAACCCGCAGCGCAGGAAUUGUACUCCGGUGCCAUC